This is a messenger RNA of Paramacrobiotus metropolitanus, 3839 nucleotides long. RefSeq names its product protein HIRA-like. Gene Ontology annotation, biological process: chromatin remodeling; DNA-templated transcription; regulation of DNA-templated transcription. NCBI's taxonomy places the organism in Eukaryota, Metazoa, Tardigrada, Eutardigrada, Parachela, Macrobiotidae. The transcript has 22 exons. Gene Ontology annotation, molecular function: protein binding; nucleosome binding. Gene Ontology annotation, cellular component: nucleus; HIR complex. The record is from RefSeq and is a predicted model, not a curated record. Bases 510 to 3548 code for a protein of 1012 amino acids.
GGGCCAUGUUGAUAAACAUGACCAUCCAUUUCAUACCGGACUUCAGUACGACUGUACGAGUAGGAUUUAUCAAAACAUUUCAACUAUCUCCUCAAAAGUGGAAGAUUUGCCAUUUGCGUUUCCUUGUUGCAUUUUAUAAAAGGGAUAACUUCGGGAUAGGUGCUUUGAUUUCCUGGGUUCCGAAGCCGAUGUAGUACAUUGAUUUGCCAGAUCACGUUAACGUUUGCCAUCUCGUUUUUUUGUGGCACGGCAUCCGUCGUGUUUGUACUGCUGUUAAACUUCCAUCCACAACCACAAGCAAGAAUAAUAUAUUCGCUUGCUUUUUUGACUUACUGCUGGUGUGGCUUUGUUUUUGCCGAAAAUGUGCUCUUCAAGCUGUGUCGAGUUUGGAUGGAUUUCAUUAUUUUGUCGUUGUUGCUGUUAAUUUACGGUGCUCGCAACCGUAGCUCCUGGAUUUUUCGGAUGUUUAAUUAGAAUACGCGGGUGUUAAAACUUGUGCGAGGAACACAAUGGCAAAAGAUGGCAGCGAACCCGAUACAAGUCGGCAGCACCUCAAAGAAAUUAUUCCUAACGGGAACCAUGCGCGCACCUACAGCAGCCGAAUACGGCCGGAGGACAGAGGACGGGCAUUCAUCAUGCAGCUCAAAUUCACAAAUUUUGACAAAAGCUUGAUUUAUGCAAUUGACGUUCAUCCGGACGGAACGCGUUUUGCAGCCGGGGGAAUGGGUGAUGAUUCCGGGCGAUUGUGCAUUUGGCAUAUUAAUUCGCUGAAACCGGACCGCGUGGAUAUUCGUUUAAUUACCCAACUGGACAACCAUACAGCGUGCGUCAACUGCUUACGGUGGUCACACAAAGGGAACUAUUUAGCUUCCGGUGCUGGAGACAGUCUGGUUAUGAUUUGGCAGCAGACUCGCAUUGGUGAGGCGGAAAAUUGGCGGCGCGUCCAUGCUUUGCACAAGCACACCGCUGAUGUUUUGGGUGUGAACUGGAGUCCCAAUGAUGCCAUGCUGGCCUCCUGCAGUGUGGAUAACAGUAUUAUUAUCUGGGAUGUCCAGAAGAAUUUCGAAAGUAUUAUAGUGCUCAAGGAACAGAACGGCACGGUGAAGGGCGUUGUGUGGGAUCCUAUUGGGAAAUACCUAGCCACCCAGUCGGAUGAGCGAAUUAAAGUCUGGCGAACGGCAGACUGGAAGCUCCAGCAUAAUAUUAGCGAUUUUUUUGACAAGUGCCAUGGUAGUACGCAAGUUCUUCGGCUCGAUUGGUCUACAGAUGGUAUGAAUAUAAUUUCUUCACAUGCUACCAAUGAAGGCCGACCUGUGGCACAGAUUAUUGAAAGGGGUGCGCAGGAUGCCUGGAAAUCUGUGAAUUAUUUUGCUGGACAUUCCAGGCCAGUUGUGUGCGUGCGGUUUAAUCCGAGAAUGUUCACGAUGAAGGACGAGAAUACGCCCUACUGUGUGUGUGCAACGGGAAGUCGGGACCAUAAUAUUUGCGUCUGGACAUUUCAACACAAACGACCGCAUGUAUUUACCGGAUUAUUCGAUGCACCCGUGAUGGAUAUUUCGUGGUUUCCUGAUGGAUACUCUAUGCUGGCUUGUGGUCUUGAUGGUAAAAUUGCCUACAUAUAUUGCGGAAAAUUAAUAACCGGCAAAGCUAUCACGAAAGACCAACAAUCUCAAGCCUUGACAAAGUUAUACGGCAAGUCCGUUUUGGAUACUAUAGCAAAUCUCCUGGGAUCGAAUACCAUCGUCGAAUCAUCUGUUUUUUUGGACGCCCAGGAAGCCGAAAAACGACGCAAAGACAACCCUCAAAACACAUCAACAUCCUCCGCACAACCGGCACAGCUCCGUCUACCUUACGAAGGAAUACCUUUGACCAAACAAAUUGAAACUCGCUUGCCGGAUGGACGUCUGAGAAUUACGCCUGUAUUUAUCCCCGAAUCUGUUCCUCAGCCUAUGACAAGCUUUGGCAUGGUUAUAAAUGGCGCUCACAGUGACAGUACCCUGGAUGAGCGAUCUCAGCAGAGCAAUUCAGCCGUGAGCGACGGUGUCAAGGAAGAGCCAGCUGCCCCACCAGUACCUAUGUCUCGACCACUUGGACCAUCCGCUCUCAAGGCAGCAUCCCGAAGUGUGGUUUCGUUGCCGAAAAAACCGGAGAAGGUUGCAGUAGCACCCCCGCCACCUAAGAAAGUAAAACCGGUAGAAAAUGGCGAAAAAGCCGUGGAAAAGGAAAAGAAGAAGACGACUACAACUUCAGACAAAGCGCCAGUUGGACCAGCUCCAAACAAACGGAGCGCCCCUGCUCCGGCCGCUGUGGAAAACGUAGCCCCGGUCGAAAAAGAUGUGGAAAUUGUCGUUGAAAAAUCCGUCCCAAAACCCGCACUAUUGGAUAGUGUUCUUAAAAAAAGCGCACCGCAACCAGUGGACAUAAUAAAACAUGCCCCACGACCAGACCGACGACCCGGUCCACCAACUGGACGCAGACUUCCCUUGCCUCCUCUGCUGCCAAAAUUGACCGCGAAUGUUGAGCAUUCUGGUGGAAUCGAAAACGGCGAUACCGCUGCACUAGUCGUGGAAAAUGAAAUUGAGCCAGGGAAUCUUAGUCUUUUGACAAGAUUUCACAAAAUCCAGUAUUUGAUUGGUGGACGUGCUCGGUGGAUACAGUAUCUCGCUUCUCCAAUCGUCCUGGUGGCAACGAAUGAGAACGUUUGCUGUACAAUCUGCCAAGACCACUCUCUUAAUGUCUGGUCAAGCGAUUCGGGUUCGCUCCUGGCUAGUCACUUUUUAAGUGCAGCCGGCGUGCAGUUGGCCUGCUCGAAAAAUGCUAUCUUGGUCAUUACAGCAGAUGCAAAAGUGGAUAUGUGGAAACGGUUACACGUAUUUGAAAGGUGGAGAAGGCAAAGCUUAGGAAGUAUUGAAUGGAUGUUGCGCAGUCCCGGUGGAAUAGUGAACGUUGUUAACACAAAUGUCACCGAAACGGAAGUUCCUGUAGUGACUUUGUCGGACCACCGUUGUUUUAUCUGUGAUAUAUCCGAUCUUACUUGGAGCGUCGUUCACGAUGAUGUGAUUCGUUUUGGAAAUUAUUUGGCUGUAUCUGGUGGCUUGCGGGCCGAUGUCCUGGAUAGUGGGGGUCCGCUGUCGAAAUUACAAAAAAUCAGGAGUGGAUCAUCUGUUGGACGCAAUGUUAGUCCGGAAGUUAGCCGCACACUUCUGCUCAAUCAUAUGGAAAAGCAAAUGCACCUCGCUCGCGUCCUUAAAUCGCCUUCGGAGUAUCAGAGUUGGCAGCUAGGAUAUGUCCAGUUUUUGGUUGAUAAUGACUCAGUUCUUCGCCUGAGGACAUUAUUGGAUUCGCUAAUGGGCCCACCCGGCAACACUGAAGAUUUGGAAGAAUCAACCUGGGAACCAGAAAUUUUGGGAAUUGCAAAACGAGCAAUGCUGGAAAAGUUGUUACCAUUGCUAGGUCGAAAAACUCAGUUUCAGAGAAUGUUCAUUGAGUACAGGCAGCGACUCGAUUUGUUUGGAGUACGAAACCUUUUCGCCACCCAGGAUCAUUGAAACGUCUGUCUUCGAUUACUCUAGUUUACGCACAGAAUGCUUUAUAGAUCUUACAGUUGAUUUUCUUUGUCCAUAAGCCCCAGUUGUACAUACAGUGUAGUAUUUUGACAGCCCCGUGCCUUUUACUGGCAGUGGCUGCGUUCAGUUUUUGACGGAAGUUUUUUUUGGUUUUAUACGUUGUUUUUGUUGUUAGCUGCGUGUUCGAGCUAAAUUUUCAGAGGAACAUUUUAUCGCGUAAUGGGUUUUUCAGAGUGUUUCGGUUUGGUUAAUUAAACCCGAAGUAAAAUAACG